AUAUGUUGAACGUAUUUCCCAACGAGGUGGUGUGCAUACACUUGCUGAAGUAAACAACAUUGUUUACAAAAUGACCAAAGCGAAUAAAACGCCGCAAAAAGCAAGUGAACCGAAUAUUAAUGGAGCCUUGACACCAGUUCGAUAUUUGGACAGCCAGCGCCUGCAGUCGCCCACGAGUCACGACGCGAAUUUGGCCACCUGCAAAACGAGAUUGGAGGCCAUAGUCAAACAACUCCAGGAUAACUACGCUAAAUGGCAGCUGGCCCAACAGCGUGGCACAACCAUUUGCUAUACUAUAGAAGCCAAGAAGACCAAGUGUCUGGAGAAGAGCCAUGAUGACGGCAGCUCCCUUUACCCGGAUGAUCUACAACUGCCCUGCAACAAGUUGGCCAUCAUAGCCUCUAUUUUCGGGGAUAUCGCAAAUAAUACAAAGGAAAUCCUUAGACAACUGAGAGGUAUAUUCAAAUUACCGGGAUCUGCAGCGGAUACGAUAUUCUACAGGUCCUGGAAGUUGCAGCAAUUCGUGGUUUUCGCAAAGGAGCUAUUCGAAAGAUAUGAGAAGGAGGCUCUGGUCAAAAUGGAAGUUGCCGGAAACAUUGCUCACUCGACUGAAAGAAGCCAGCUCAUUGCGCAUACAACUUUAUGGGAAUUUCCCGAGCACGUGGAUUCCUAUGUCCACCUGGGGUUUCUUCUUCUCGCCGAAGAAGUCAGUUUAAGGCAAUAAAUUAAACAAUUUUUCAACUUAA
Drosophila sechellia is the source of this 746-nucleotide messenger RNA. RefSeq lists its product as uncharacterized. The record is from RefSeq and is a predicted model, not a curated record. Bases 71 to 724 code for a protein of 217 amino acids. NCBI's taxonomy places the organism in Eukaryota, Metazoa, Arthropoda, Insecta, Diptera, Drosophilidae. The transcript has 3 exons.